AAGAUGGAGCAGAUUGAGGAGGCCUUCAUGGGGUUUAAGACCCGGGCUGACAUUCGAACUGGACAAGAACAUAACUUUGUGAAGCGGCGAACCAACAACUUGGGUACUUCCUACGACUUCAACUCUGUCAUGCACUACGGAAAAUACGCCUUCAGCAAAAGCAGGCAACCAACCAUCCUCGCUAAGAGCAAUCCGAGUUUUAACUUUGGGACUGGUCGUACGAUGAGCAAGAAUGACAUUUUCCGUGUCAACAAGCUUUACCAAUGUUAAUGUAAGUGGGAAAUAAUGCUAUACUCUCCAAAACUGGAAAACAGCAGUUACAUCAACCUACUAAUAUAGCUGUAACAGCAGAACAAGAAAACAUAGGGUGAAAUAUUGUUGAUCUGA
Molecule: messenger RNA, 387 nt
Organism: Trematomus bernacchii (emerald rockcod)
Lineage: Eukaryota; Metazoa; Chordata; Actinopteri; Perciformes; Nototheniidae
Product: low choriolytic enzyme-like
Exons: 3
Coding region: 4-270 (88 amino acids)
Biological process (GO): proteolysis
Molecular function (GO): metalloendopeptidase activity
Source: RefSeq, a predicted model, not a curated record